GCCUCCCGAGACUCCGACUUCCCGGCGGAGUCGCAGCGCUGCAGGGCCGAGGCCGUCAGCGGAUGCCACGCGCCUUCCGCCGGGACGCGCCGGAGGAGCAACAGAAACGGAACCGCCGAAGCGGCAUGCCAGCGCGUCACCAGGUAUGGCUGCCCGGGCACAGCGUGCCCAGGUGCCGCCUUCUCCGAAGGCGCCAGCGGUCCUUGGUAGAUUUGCUGACUUCGAGCGGGUGGUCUUGUUGCCGCCUUGUGCGACACACUGGUCACAGCAGCACUCGCCUGCUCCAGAGGAGAAGGAGGAGCCGCGCUGCGAUUCUGCUGCUUCAAGCUUCAAGCGAGACCUGGAGCCCAUCCUUACCGACGCCUUGCAAAGCUCGGUGGAGGAGCAUGUCCUGACUCUCCGCACACCACCGGCGCAGGCCUGGAUAUUGCACUGUCUGUGGCUUUGCGAGGUGCUUGACGAAAUCAGAGGAGUUUGA
Messenger RNA from Symbiodinium sp. CCMP2456, 478 nucleotides. The record is from the annotation of a GenBank genome assembly. NCBI's taxonomy places the organism in Eukaryota, Dinophyceae, Suessiales, Symbiodiniaceae.